This is a messenger RNA of Trypanosoma rangeli, 1278 nucleotides long. RefSeq names its product putative peptidylprolyl isomerase-like. The record is from RefSeq and is a predicted model, not a curated record. Gene Ontology annotation, molecular function: protein binding; peptidyl-prolyl cis-trans isomerase activity. The transcript has a single exon. NCBI's taxonomy places the organism in Eukaryota, Euglenozoa, Kinetoplastea, Trypanosomatida, Trypanosomatidae. Bases 1 to 1278 code for a protein of 425 amino acids.
AUGGAUUCAAUGAGCUCAGCAGAAGACAGCGUGUCAAGCCUGGACAGUCAACCCAUGCGGGACGUGGUGUACCCCAUUGGUGAGGCGACGGAGGUGCCAGGCACAAACGGGGGCCUUUUCAAGACGGUUCUUGUGGCUGGCACAGGAACCCGCCCCGUAAAAGAUGCGAAAGUGACGGUCCACUACGUCGGUACACUCGAGGCGGACGGAUCAAAGUUUGACAGCAGUCGCGAUCGUGGGGAGUACUUUGAGUUUACCCUCGGCCGUGGGCAGGUCAUUAAAGGCUGGGAUAAGGGCGUGGCCACAAUGCAGAUCGGAGAGAAGGCGGUGUUGAAGUGCUCGCCCGAGUAUGGCUACGGUGCCGCGGGCAGUCCACCAAAGAUUCCGGCAAAUGCUACGCUGUUGUUUGAGGUGGAACUUUUUGGCUGGACACGCGAAGAAGACAUUUCGGAGGAGAAAGACAAGUCCAUCAUGAAAAAUAUCACCGUUGACGGCGUUGACUACGAAAAGCCUGGAUACGAGUCGACGGUAAAGAUUGACCUCCGCGUGUACUGCGGCGCACAGGAGGAUGGUAAACUUCUGUGCGAACGGCUCGGUUGGGAAAUUGUUCUUGGUGAUGUGGCGGUACCGCCGCACCUUGAAGCAUGUCUCUCAUCAAUGCGCAAACGUGAGGCGGCGGCGUUCCGCAUCGCUGGCCACCGCAUCACAGAGCCUUGUGAAGAAUUUAACAUUGCUGCACAUGAGCCGGUGACGUACGUGGUGGAGCUGCAUGAGCUCGAGAAGGUAAAGACGUGGAAGUUUCAAGGGCAGGAGCGUCUGGAUGCGUGUGAACAGCGGAGGCAACAGGGGAAUGACGCUUUCCGUGCUGGGAAAUUGGACGUGGCAGAGCGGAAGUACCGUCGUGCGCUGGAGUUUGUUGAGACAGACAGCGGCCUGAACGACAACGAAGAGGAAAAGGAGGCGGCACGGAAAGCGCGUGUUAUUUUGUGGGGCAACCUUUCGCAGGUGCUGCUGAACAAGCGGAAAUUCAAGGAGUGCAUUGAGUACUGCGACAAAGUCAUUGGAUUGGAACCAAAGAAUGCCAAGGCACUCUAUCGCCGUGCUAAGGCGAAUGACGCGCUGAGUGAGUGGGAUGAAGCCAAGCGGGACGUGGAACAGUUGCUCGCCAUCGAUGCUGAGAACCCCGACGCAAAAGUGCUUCUGCAACAUGUGCAAGAGCAACGAAGGGCGUACGAAAAGAAACAACGAUCCGUUUACAAGAAGUUGUUUGCAUCAUAG